GCACCAUAUAUUAGACUAGCUAUGUGCAUGUUACACACGUUAAAAAUAUGUACGGCAUUCCGCCCACUUAUCGAAAUUUUUUUAAGAAUUUUAUCUAAAUAUUAUUAAAAUAUAUUCAACUGAACCUUUCGUCAUGCCCUCAACGAGGCAAAAGGAAUUUAUAUUUAAAGCAGCGAGACGGAACACUGACUAUCAAUAUACUUACUAUACGCAAAAUGCACAUAAUGAUAAAUAUAUUACUCAUUCUUUGCGCAGUUUCGAUAGAAACAGAGACUACGGAUCACGCUUCCCGCAUCAGACACAAACACCCGCCAAAUCAGAGGCAGCUUUCGCCCCAAAAGUGCGACCUGAUAUGUCCCGGUCAACCGCCAUAUCCGCUUCCGCCAGACUUUAUCCACAACUGCAGACCCGCGACUACGCCGCCAAAGCCCACAACGACGACCAAGAGAGCACCAACUACUACCUCAGCGAGUAAAAAUGUCACAGAGGGCGGGGAAAGUACCGAAAGCAAUGAAGAAGGCAGCGAGGAAAGCGGAGAAACCAAAAGGAACCGGCACGGUUAUCGAAAUUCGGAUUCGCACAAGAAAACGAAAAAAAUAGAUCCGACGAAGACAAACGAACGAAAACACGUGCUACGUCGAGAAAGGGUAUUAAUCAAGAAACACAUUAAAGAGAAAAUAUUCCCCAGCGAGAGAGUGAGAUUGGACGGAUGUUACGUCAUUUGUUCGGAGGCACCAUAUGGUAAUCCGGGCGUGCCUCAGGGUUCGGUUGUCAAUCCCGGUUCAAAUGAUCCUGAUAUCCACUACAUAGAAGGGGGCGACUCGCCAAUAGAUAUUAUCUACAUACCGCCCGUCCUACAACAGCCGCCUCCGCCGCCGCCGCAGAGGCCACCCGGCGACUUCUUCGGCUUACCCAAUCCUAUCCCCUUCAUCCCCAAUCCUUUCCCUCAGCCCCCGUUUUUAGAUUUUAUUCCGCCUAUUUUUCAAGAGAAAAGAAAUAGAAACAAAGUACACACGUCCAAACAAGGGAAGUCGCACGGCGAGCCAAUUGAAAUUCACCACUGACCAUACAACCGCUUCCAAUAUUUUAUAUUUAUUAUCACUAUUUUAUAUUGCAAAGAGAGGGGGCAGUUUUACCAGAAGAUAAUAAACGAUUUUUGAUUUAACCGUCAGUUAACGCGAGUAGUGACGACAUAAAAAGUGCGACACAAAUUUUUACAAUGAUAUGAGGCCAAGAUAAAUGUAAACGCAAUAUGUAUUGCAUAGUACUCAUAUAAAUAAAAUGUACCUACUAAUUUUACUAAUAUACCUACCUAAUAUAAAUUUGGCAGAUAAAUUUACC
Molecule: messenger RNA, 1341 nt
Organism: Cylas formicarius (sweet potato weevil)
Lineage: Eukaryota; Metazoa; Arthropoda; Insecta; Coleoptera; Brentidae
Exons: 4
Coding region: 216-1064 (282 amino acids)
Source: RefSeq, a predicted model, not a curated record